AUGCAUCGAAGGGUAGGCAAGCCCAAAUCCAGGAAGGGAUGUGUAACCUGCAAAAUCCGCCAUGUCAAAUGCGACGAACAAAAGCCAGAAUGCAACCAAUGUACCCGUUCCGACCGUAAAUGCGACGGCUACAGCGAUUCCUCGCAAAGACAACUCCAAGAACAAAUCAAAAAGGACAUUCCUGUCCAAAGAUGGCAUAUCAACCCAGACCAGAGUUUUGUGCUGGUCCCCGGAUCUCGCGAAGAGCGCCAAUACGUGCAUGUUUUCUGUACACAGGCGACGCAUGCACUAUCGGGAUUCUUUCCCACUGAAUUUUGGACGAGAUUUCUUCCUCAACUCAGUCAUCGAUAUCCGGCAAUUCGCCAUGCUGUUUCGGCUGUUGGGGCGGUUUAUGGGAAACAGUUGCUUCCUGCGAAUGCUGAUUCUGCGGAUGUAGAGCAGUUUACGCUGCUGCAGUAUAAUAAAGCUAUUCAGAGUUUUCUGGGUCAGUUGAAUUCACCGCAGACGGUGGGGAUUGACUUGGUUUUGGUUACUUGUCUGUUAUUUGUCUGUUUGGAAACUCUUCGAUCGAAGAAUGUUCGAGCGUUGGAUCAUAUUCAGAGCGGUGUUCAGAUUCUGGCGGCGCGAUUGAAGGAGAAGAAGGUCACUGUGAACAAUGAGUUUGAGCGGGAACUCUUGCAUAUUUUCGGUCGUCUGAAUAUUCAGACUGGGUUGUUUGGACGGGGUAUUUUACCUUUGGAUAUUCACCCGGAGAAAUCUACUAUUGCAGGGUCUGGGGAGAUACUUGCCUUCGACAAUAUCUCACAAGCGCGGGAGACUCUGACCAAUCUCCAAUGUCGGGCGUUGGUCUUCAUUCGAUCAGUUGGAAGUAAAAGCGGAAUCACAUACGAGACCGUCUUUGAGCAGCAAAUCAAGGAACAAAAAUCGCUGGAAGCAGAAUAUCACACAUGGCGCGAAGCAUUUGAUCGACUCGGAAAGAAAUCAAGCAAAACCACAGGCAUUUCGGAUCCACGGGCACCCUUGGCACUACUCAUCGAACACCAGACCUCGCUGGUCUGGCUACUCAAUUGCAUUUCCCAAGAAGAGUCACAUUUUGACAACUUCACUUCGAAUUUUGAAGAAAUCGUCGGUUUGGCAGAAAGCAUCCUCGAACUCAGCCCGAAGACAGAAUCACAACCUGUUGCUGAGCAAUUUUCCCUGGAUCCAGGGGUCCUGGCUCAGAUAUACUGGACUGCAAAUAAGUGUCGAGAUCCCCUAAUUCGACGAAGAGCCAUAGCUGCUCUAGCUCGGUGUCCGGCAAGGCAGGGAAUGUGGCUUCGACCGUUAAUUGUUCAGGUGGCGUCUAAGAUUGUGGAGAUGGAAGAAGAAGCAAUUUGUUCUUUGCCUGUUAAAGAGAGGAGGGUCGCGGAGAAGGACCGUGUCUAUGAGGCGCUGAUCUACCCUGAAGAGGAUCAGCGGAGUCCAUGUCCAGUUGGGUUCUUGUUCAAACCCAAUGGUGUCAAUGGUGAGUUUGAGUGCCGCCAGGUUGAUGUGGCAUGGUGA
Penicillium subrubescens is the source of this 1542-nucleotide messenger RNA. RefSeq names its product Zn(II)2Cys6 transcription factor domain-containing protein. Gene Ontology annotation, biological process: regulation of DNA-templated transcription; regulation of apoptotic process. Gene Ontology annotation, molecular function: protein binding; zinc ion binding; DNA-binding transcription factor activity, RNA polymerase II-specific. NCBI's taxonomy places the organism in Eukaryota, Fungi, Ascomycota, Eurotiomycetes, Eurotiales, Aspergillaceae. The record is from RefSeq and is a predicted model, not a curated record. The coding region runs from base 1 to 1542 and encodes 513 amino acids. The transcript has 2 exons.